This is a messenger RNA of Homarus americanus (American lobster), 6834 nucleotides long. Its product is annotated as proteoglycan 4-like. Gene Ontology annotation, molecular function: chitin binding; hydrolase activity, acting on carbon-nitrogen (but not peptide) bonds. Lineage: Eukaryota; Metazoa; Arthropoda; Malacostraca; Decapoda; Nephropidae. Gene Ontology annotation, cellular component: extracellular region. Gene Ontology annotation, biological process: carbohydrate metabolic process. The record is from RefSeq and is a predicted model, not a curated record.
AUGCCUCUCCUUCACCUUGCAGGACUCGCAGUAUGCCAGCAGCGGUCACUCAGCGGCGGCCGACGGCGUCAGCGCCUCCAGGCCGACAAUUCGGAAGUGGCUUCCUUCAACUGCCCGCAGGACUUCGGCUACUACCCGCACCCGACGGAUUGUACUCAGUACUACGUAUGCGUCUUCGGCGGCGCCCUCCACGAGUCUUGCACCGGAGGACUCGUCUACAGCCACGAGCUUGAGACGUGCGACUGGCCACGUAACGUAGAUUGCAAUCCUACCAAGGCGAGCUCAGGCUCCUCAACGGCCCAGACCACUAACCAGCGUAACCAGAACACCAGACCCGCCACCGAGGCCCUCACCCCCUCCGUCGGCAGCUUCGAUCACACCUUCAGCUCUUCCCAGAAUCACCGCACCUCCAGACCCUUCAACGGUGGGGAUCGCUCCAACAGCCAGAGGUCUCUCUUCAGACAAGAACCCAACCCCAAGCAGUCCCUCACCUCCUCCUCCUCCCACUUCACUCGGCAGUCCUUCUUUGAUUCCACGGCUCAGCAGCAGCAGCCACCCAGAAGGCGGACACAGCGACUCAACAGUGCUAAGCCUUCAACUUUCCGCCCUCAGGCUUUCUCGUGGCAGCUGCUGCAGUCUCUCGAGAAGAAAUCGAGACCAGUGCGCGAGGCCCCCACCAACCAGUUCCUCCGGCGAGACCUGACUGUCCUCGACGCUACAGACUCUGACUUAGGACAAUUCUCCUCCUCCUCCUCCUCCUCCUCCUCCCUGGAGACGAACUUCCCCUCUGCCGCCACAGCGAGGUUUGAGCUGGAAUCACAGCAGCCCUGGACCAGCCCACAGCACCACCAACAGCAGUCCCCAGCAACGGCAGCAGUAGGAACAGCAGCAGUCUCCUCCAGGAGCAGCCACCUUAACUUCCCUGAUCCCAGACCUGACCAGAGGCUCACUCGUAGGCAGUCAGCUCCUCAGAGCAACUUCUUCCAACAUGGGUUCUUCCCAAAACAAUUCCAAGCGCCACAGUUUCCCCCCAGGCAUCCACCCAACUCCUUCCGCCCACCAAAUACCUUCACUCGGCAAUCCUCACCUGCUAAUCCUUUCGGGAACUUUCAAAACUAUAAUCCAUUCGGCUCUACCUUCGACACGCGGCCUUUCUCCUCCCCAGCCCGUGAACAGCCACGAGUACCUCCGUUUCAACAACAAAUUCGACCUCAGAAACAGCGACUAAGACCCCAGAAUAAACCCUUCGUUCACAGGCCUCAUUCCGAGUCCUUCUCACCCAAACCUCACACCGAAGUAAAUUUCCUCCCACCACAUCUCCGACCUGAUUCUCACCCACCAAGGCCCCAAUCCGAGUCUUUCCUACCAAGGCCCCAAUUCGAGUCUUUCCUACCAAGGCCCCAAUCCGAGUCUUUCUUAACAAGACCCCAAUCUGAGUCUUUGUCACCAAGCCCCCAAUCCGAGUCUUUCCUACCAAGGCCCCAAUCCGAGUCUUUCCUACCAAGGCCCCAAUCUGAGUCUUUGUUACCAAGCCCCCAAUCCGAGUCUUUCCUACCAAGGCCCCAAUCCGAGUCUUUCCUACCUAGGCCCCAAUCUGAGUCUUUCUCACUAAGCCCCCAAUCCGAGUCUUUCCUACCAAGGCCCCAAUCUGAGUCCUUCCCACCAAGGCCCCAAUCCGAGUCUUUCCCGCCAAGGCCCCAAUCCGAGCCCUCCCCACAGAGCCAAGUGGAGAACGCAUAUGUUCCACGACCAGACUCUGACCCCUUCGUACCUGAGGAGGCAGUAGGUACAAUCCCGUUUAAAGCGUCACAUGACAACGUUGUUUCACCUACGCCGCACUCAUCUCUUCCCUCACCACCUGCUAACCCCAUCAAACAGACGCCCCCUCGUCUCCCCCAGAGAGAGUCCGUGAUCCCUACUUCCACCCCUCAGUUUUCCCCUCCUAUUCCUCAAACUAUAAGGCCCCAAGUACAAACUCAAAAUUACCCACGACUGACACAGAGCCUUCCUUCUCCCACUCGGCCAACAAGGCUUAGGCCCACAUCAACACCAUCUCAUAUCACCUCCCCCAAAACCCGGCCCACCACACAAAAACCCCGGCCCACCACACAAAAACCCCGGCCCACCACACAAAAACCCCGGCCCACCACACAAAAACCUCGGCCCACCACACAAAAACCUCGGCCCACCACACAAAAACCCCUUUUCAUCUCGCCAAAACCUCGUCUGACUUCGCCACGUCCCGCGUCUCUUGAAUCCCGUCCAACUACAGUAGCGCCUCGACCCACCUCGCUGAAGACGCUCCCUGUAUCGAACUCCAUCGAAAUUACAGAUCAGCAAAGUUCCUUGAGAACCCGACGUCCUGGCACCCCCGUUAGGCAGAGCGUCACUCCUAAGCCUCAGAGAUCUCGGUUUUCGACAUUCCCGCCAUUCUCUAAAGUCAGAGCAACAUCCCCUUCCUUUCAAAGUCCCUCAUUUAAACAAAGUAUCUCUCUAGCGCUUCCUCCCCAAAUCCCCGGCACCGUACAUCAUCCUGAGUUGUCCCGACUGCCUACGAGUACCUCCAAGACCCCAGACUCCUCAAACCUCCUACCCAACACCCAGGACAGCCGUCAACCACCCAGGUCCCCCACCAGGAGGCCCGUCGCCCCUGCACCAGCACCCAGACCCACCCAAGCCCCCGUGCACCAAGCUCCCAUCAUCAGCGACGACGCCUUCUACUCUGAACUGAACUACACUGACGCCGACUUCUUCUACUACUACGACGACCUCCUCUACGAUUUCUACGAUGUUGGGGAGCCUGCAGCAGUACCUUCAAUCAGACAGCCAGCACCUAACCAUCCCAACGCAAGAACUCGUGUGGAGCCUUCCUCCUCCAAGUCCUUCGCCCGCGGAGGUUCUCCCAGAGGAGGAACUUCUCCUUCUCGUUCCCCCUCUCCUUCCUCUUCCUCUCUCCGGGCAGCCACCUCAUCCUCCAGUGCCUCCAGCCUCCGCUCGUCUGGCUCCUCCCACUCCAGGGGCGGUAAAACCCAGGCCUUCGAAUUUUCCGACUUUGACUUUGAUUCUACACGUCCCAUCUCAUCCUUCUCCUUCUCCGGUGUUCCUGACUCUCCUUCUCCUACUGCCUCUCCUGCCGCAUCCUUCCAGCCCCAGCCCCAGCACCCACCCCAGCCCCAGUACCGACCCCAGCCCCAACCUCAACCCCAGCCCCUGCAGCCACAACCCCAGCCCCAGCCUAGGAGACAGCCCCAACCUCAGAGACAGCCCCCAAAAUCUCGCUCUAGCACUGGCCCAUCUUCCUCUUCCUCCUUCCCUUCACAGUCGGUGUCUUCCCCAUCCUCACUCAGAACCCAAUCCGCUGUCUUCCCUCCACCUUUGCCAAGUUCCCCACACUUUGCCACAAUCCCAGCCACUGGGAAUCCCAAGAAGACUCCAUCCGAGGCGUCAGAAGGAUCUUUCUCUCAAACAGCUUCUCAAGCUUUGAGAGCUCUAGCCAACCUCCCCACAGCCUCCCCUCGUACUCCCUCCCGCACUCCUUCCCGCACUCCUUCCCGCACUCCUUCCCGUACCCCUAGUUCACCUGUCCUGAAAUCUCUCUCCCCAUCUUCCUCCCGUUCUGGUUCCUCUCGUUCAUCCAAGAGUCCCCCGAGGACUCCCCCGAGACAGUCCACCACCACCAACAACAGAGGAUCUCCGAGUUCCACUACUACUCCCCGCUCUGUCGACUCUUCCGUGCCUGCAAGGAGUAGGCGCCCCACCUUGAAGCCCGUGUCAGCUCUCGCACCCUCAGCUCCCACGUUAAGCAACGAUAUCUGGAAAUAUCCCCCCAGGAGGCCUACACCAACUGGCCCUGCCCCACCUGUCGACACCAAGGCUGAGAAAUGCGACCCUAAGGUGUGUCGUCUCCCUGACUGCUACUGCGGCGGCAAGGAAAUCCCAGGCGGCUUCCUCCCUGGCGAGACUCCCCAGAUCGUUCUCCUCACCUUUGAUGACUCAGUGAAUGACCUCAAUAAGGAACUGUACAAAGAGCUCUUCGAAAACGGUCGCUUAAACCCCAACGGCUGUCCCAUCGUCUCUACCAUGUAUGUGUCCCAUGAAUGGACCGACUAUGCCCAGGUUCAGAACCUGUACGCUGAGGGCCACGAGAUGGCGUCCCACAGUAUCCAGCACAGCUUCGGGGAAAAGUUCUCGACAAAGAGGUGGGCCAAAGAAAUCUCCGGUCAGAGGGAAAUACUCUCUGCUUAUGGAGGUGUGAAGAUGGAGGACGUAAGAGGCAUGAGAGCUCCAUUCCUCGCUAUCGGAGGCAACAAGAUGUACAGAAUGUUAUGGGAGCAGAACUUCACCUACGACUCUUCUAUGCCGGUGUAUGAGAACACCCCUCCUAGUUGGCCCUAUACCCUCGACUACUCCCUCUUCCACGAUUGUAUGAUCCCACCCUGCCCAACCAACUCCUACCCUGGACUGUGGCAGGUGCCCAUGGUGAUGUGGCAGGACCUGAACAAUGGCCGUUGCUCCAUGGCCGACGCCUGCACCACGCCCUCUACCGCUGAGGAUGUUUACAAGAUGCUCAUCAAAAACUUCGAGAGACACUAUACCACCAACAGAGCGCCCUUCGGUUUGUACUACCACGCCGCCUGGUUCACGACGCCACACCACAAGGAGGGAUUCAUCGCCUUCCUCGACACCAUCGUUGGCAUGGACGACGUCUGGUUCACUACCAGCCUUCUCCAGUGGAUGAGGAACCCAACACCACUCAGCUCGAUCAAGAACUUCUCCUUCGGCUGCGACUACCCGGAUCGUAAGAAGUGUGUCAGCAAGAAGGUGUGCAACGUGUGGCAUAAGGGUGGUGUACGGUACAUGAGGACGUGCCAGUGCCCAGAGACGUACCCCUGGACCAGCAACACAGGCGUCGCCAGCCCCCUCAACGACUGAGCGCCUCGUCCUCACUUCGCUUCUCUGUGAUCUUGUGAUGUUGUUAUGGUUGGUUUGUACAGUCUUGGGGGGAAUCUUCACAUCACUGUUUUAAGUGCAAGUCGCAUCAAUGGAUAUUAUGAUGCACCAGAUUCCUCUUGAAGAUUUUUAGUAUUUAUGGAUUGGAAAAUGUUUAAUUAUAUAAGCUGGUGCGGAGUAAAGUGUUGGGUCGCACCAGCCAGGGUGUGGGAGGGACGCUAGGCGCUACCGUCUGUUUAUCAGAGUUUUGCUACGUCAGGUAGGCGGUUUUCCUCCUUUAAUAACAACAAUUAAAGUACAGCAACACGUCACUCAACACUGUAUAUAAGGCCGCAAGUCUCCACCACCGUCCACACGCUGAUUAUCAACACAAGAAUGAAUGUGUUUACGAGUCGAGGUUUGUGUUGGCUGUCCUGCGGGUGAACAUAAAAAGAUUUCGGACUGCUUCUGCCAUAACGCACCUCAGAUAAUGUUGAUGUUUAUUAAUGGAUCUUAUGACAUCAGUUGCUGGGUGUUGAGAAGCGAGUUAACUGGGCAUUUAGUAUCAUAAUCUAAAUUACAAUAACCGACCGUCAUCCUUCCUGCCAGCGCGGCUUAGCUCUGUCUUCCACAUCUUUGAUACAUUGGUUGAAGUAAUAAUGAUGUUUGUCGACGUAAGAUGUGGCUGGUGGUCUUACACAUCCAUGUGAUGAAGGUCUAAAUCUUGAGGCAAAACAGCUACAAAAAUUAACGUUCAUGAAAUAUAAAAUUUGGGAAGCUUAUUGUUGAAAAAAUACAAAAUUAUAUUAUUUUUUCUUAAUUUUUGAAUUAUAGAAAAACAAAGUAACGACUUUGAAAAACAAGAAAUUUUGCUGACUUCUGUAUGGGAGAAAUAUUUAAAUUAUAUUAUGGCACUGAGAGAUGUUUUGAGUGGCACUUAUAUUUAUCUAAAUUUUAAGAUAUGGAGUUAAAGUUCACCAAGCACUGUGAUGAUAUGGCGACCAGGGGUGAAGAGAGUACCGCUGAUACUGAGAAGUGUACCUUUGACUUAUGUACCGUGUAGCUAUCGUAUGAUGCCUGUGUUGAGUUAUGAUUCUUGUACCAUAGGAUACUUUUACAACACAUGUACCACACGAUACAUGUCCAACGCGAUACUAGAUGUUCAGCGCACUAUCUGUACCGUAGAGUGAGGCUCCGACUGCUUCCUGUACCGUGUGGUCAUCAGGUACCCGGCUGGUCCCCCCCCAUUACCCUUGAUGAUAUUACCUGUAGCACGAACAGAGAAAUGCUGAGUCUUCGUCAUGCUCCUCCUCGAGGAUCAUAUUCCUACAAAAUUCAAUGGGAAAAUGAACCUUGACGACGCAUGACCUGUUGGUAAACAUGCCUGGUCCUGCUGCACGCUGAGUUAUAGACUAAGGAAAGCGAAUGUAGAUAUGUAAAUAGAUUUUCCUUGACAUGUUAUAAACUAUAAUUUUCACUGAAAAAUAUAGUUAGGAAAAAAAUCUGUUCUUGAUAUACCAGUGCAAUAUAUGCUGAAUAAAUCUUAGUUCUGAUCGAAAUUAGAAUCUUCCUUUUUUUCCGAUAAAUCUUUUUACUACACUAACAUAUUGGAGUUAAAGAAGCCCUCGAUAUUGAAUGGCAUUCCAUAUUAACGUUUAGAAUAACGCCUUCCUCAUUUUUAUUUUACACAGCACUAACCUAUAGUAUAUAUUUAGUGUGUGUUAGUUUGCCUCAUAAGCUGCUUCCUAUCUUUCUAGAGUACUGUACUGUAUGUGCCAAGAGCACUCCUUCACCAUCACUGUUAAUACUCUUGAAUGACAGAAAUGCUGACCACUGAAAUGAGUUUGUUAUAUAAUGAUUAGGGACGCCAAAGUUUUUAGAAAUAUAUAUAUAGAGAGAGAAAAA